Ostrinia furnacalis (Asian corn borer) is the source of this 1068-nucleotide messenger RNA. Its product is annotated as FUN14 domain-containing protein 1. The transcript is spliced from 4 exons. NCBI's taxonomy places the organism in Eukaryota, Metazoa, Arthropoda, Insecta, Lepidoptera, Crambidae. The record is from RefSeq and is a predicted model, not a curated record. Gene Ontology annotation, biological process: autophagy of mitochondrion. The coding region runs from base 84 to 506 and encodes 140 amino acids. Gene Ontology annotation, cellular component: mitochondrial outer membrane.
AUUUUGUGUUUCUUUGUUUUGUGACGAGACGAACGACUACUGCAUUUUGAGUACCAUUUGUAAUAGUUGCAUAAUAAUUAACAAUGGCAAAACCCAAAACUGAAGACUCUUCAGCUGAAGAUGCCAAGAAAAUCGUUGAUGAUGCUAAAAAUUUUAUUGAAAAAGCCAUUGCUGACAUCGGAAAAACUUCGGCCACAAAGCAGCUAAUUUUAGGAACUGCGUCAGGAUGGAUUACUGGAUUUAUAACCAUGAAAAUUGGAAAAGUUGCUGCUGUUGGUUUAGGUGGAGGAGUAAUAUUACUGCACAUAGCGAGCCAAAAAGGAUACAUUGAUAUAAAUUGGGAGAAAAUCAACAAAAAAGUUGACAAAAUAAGUGAUAAAAUUGAAAAAGAAACAACAGGAAAAUCUGCAGACUGGUUUGAAAAAGUAUUAUUAUUUGUCAAAGAUAAUUCAUAUUAUUCAGCAGGGUUUACAGGAGGAUUUUUAUUUGGUAUCGCCUCAUCAUGAAUAUUAUAACAUUGGAUUUGAUUAUACAUUAGGUAGAACGAUUUGUGGAUCGCAAAUUGGAUAAAGCUGAAGAUUUGUUAAAGAAAAAAGAAGUUAAAGCUAAACGUUGGUAUCACAACUUCACUGGGGAUGAACACUAUCGCGCUACUGAAACUCAUGUGUUUGUAGCAGCAUUUUUUGCUGGAAUGGCUCUUGGACUCAUUUGCGGAAAAUAAGUUACUAAGUUUAACCAGCUAUACUCGUUUAUACGAACACUAAUUAUUAAGUAGAGAUUUUAUGUUCAUCACAAUUAUUUAAUCACAGAAGAAAAGAAAAAAUUUAAUGUAGGUAUGUUGUCUAACAAUUGGUAAAAAAUUAAAUAAUAUAAGCUUGGUAAUUUCAUCUGUUUUGCACUAUUUAAUACAAAAUGUUCACAAAAUUUUUGGGCUUCAUUACUGCACCUAUUUAGCAUCAUAUCCCAGAUUGAUGUAGAAAAAGUAAAAGUAUUUAUAUUUAGAUAUAAUUGCUCCUGAGUCCUGAAUAUUGUAUAAUAUUUAUUUGUAAUAUAAAUGUAAUCAUAAGA